UCUCUCUGUUGUUUUAUGUGUGUUUACUUUCCUAACAAUCAAACCUACUUUUCUUCUUUCAUAAAUUCGUUUCCCAAAGUAAAGAGAAACUAGUCUCCCUUGGUUUUCAUUUCUUGAGCAGCAAUCUAAAGGUUUUGUUGGGUUGCAAUGGCUGACGACAAUAAUACUUCGGAGGUCAAAGAGAUAGAGAACUGUUCCCUUCCAGAGAUGUCUGAAGAAGGUUCUGUGGAAACUGUAGUUGUAAAGGACGUGGGACCUGUUGAAGAUGUUGUUAUAUCUGUGGCAUCCAAGGGUCAAGAAGAGUGUAUAUCAGAGACAAAUGAAGUGCCUGUGUCUAAGCCACCACGUGCGAACUCGAGUGGACACUCAACUGGAGCUACACGAGCAGGUAAACCGCAGGUUAAGUCCCGUUAUCGCGGUGAUCAUCAUGUGAGCUCAAUUCAUGAUCACUGUAAACAUGGGACACAUGGCAAGAGGUGUGAUCAACAUGAUGAUGCGGUGAAACCAUGGAAGGUGUUGAGGAGAAAGAGUGCUGAAGCCUCGGAGAGUACUGUAAAAGUUGAGACUUCAGGUCUGAGAAGGAAGCCGUUGGCAAGUGUGGCCAAACCAGAGAGCUCUGUGGCUGCAAAGAGAGAUGGUGAGAUGGCGACAUCUGCUGAUGGUUCAAGCGUUAAAAACAAUGAUAAAGCUAAGAAGAACAAAGGAACCAAGAGUACUCUAACUGGUUCAGAUUCUGCUGUAAAGAAGGUUUCAAGAAUCAGUGACGCUGAAAGUUCUAAGGUUUCUGCUCCAAAGAGUGUGAAGAACAAGGAGAAGGCAAAGACUCAGACAAUUAGCGGUGAAGAUGUAAAAGAGAAGACUGUGUGUGUUGUUGAAGCUAGCGUCAAAGGUGUUCAGAAUGAGAAGCAAAGUGGUGAUGCAGAGGUUGAGGCAGAUCAAACCCCUGAGAAGAAGACAAGGCCUAAGAGGAUGUCAGGUGUAAAGGUGAAUCCAUCUAACCAGCUGAGUUUCAAGAAAGGCAAGACUCUUGAACCAAAACCUGAGGACUCUUCUCCUAAAUGGAUCAAGUUCAGAAAGAAGGUUGUGCAGGAACUGAAACCUCAGACCGAAGGGAAGAAGAAGAAGCUGAAAGGUAUCGAGGCAAGAAGUGAUUCUUGUGAAGGAAGCAAACGUGAGAAAGUUGUUCUAAGGCAUCAAAAGGUAGAAGGGAAGAAGAAAAUGAUGACACUGUUCAACAAUGUGAUCGAGGAGACAAUGAAUAAGUUGACAAAGGUGAGGAAGACCAAAGUGAAAGCUCUUAUUGGUGCUUUUGAAACUGUAAUCUCUCUUCAGGACACUAAGACACCUCAGAGUAAGGCCACAACAUUUUCGUCUAAGGUUUAACAGUGAAACAAACAAAAACUUAUAUGUAUUUUGAAGUUGCAAAGCUUUCAAGUUUUUAUCUCUUUUCCAUAAUUAAAAAAAAAAUAAAACAGUUUGUUGUUUCCUA
Molecule: messenger RNA, 1489 nt
Organism: Raphanus sativus (radish)
Lineage: Eukaryota; Viridiplantae; Streptophyta; Magnoliopsida; Brassicales; Brassicaceae
Exons: 3
Coding region: 148-1383 (411 amino acids)
Molecular function (GO): calmodulin binding
Source: RefSeq, a predicted model, not a curated record